GCCGUUUUCGCGAACCGGGAUCGUGGAGCAGUGAUUCGCAGUUUCGCACGUGUAUGUCUCUCCAUCGUUAGUUACUCUCUCCCGUCUUCCUCCAUCCACGCCAUUCUGAUUUCCCCCAGACGUUCAAUCGCUCGACGAAGGAGGAGAAAUUCACGCCGGAGUUCAGCCUGAAGCACUCGAAGCUCGAUCGAGGCGAAGCCGGAAAAUGUCGAGUGCGUUGAUAGUCGGUGAUGCGAGCUCCUGGGCUCGAGCGCUCGUUAGGAUCUCUCCUUACACUUUCUCCGCCAUCGGUAUCGCCAUCUCCAUCGGAGUCUCUGUCCUCGGUGCCGCCUGGGGGAUCUACAUUACUGGGAGUAGCUUGAUCGGAGCCGCCAUUAAAGCUCCUCGGAUCACCUCUAAGAAUCUCAUCAGUGUAAUCUUUUGUGAAGCCGUUGCCAUAUAUGGUGUUAUCGUGGCAAUCAUCCUGCAGACGAAGUUGGAGAGUGUUCCGGCUUCACAGAUAUAUGCUCCGGAAUCCCUUAGAGCUGGAUAUGCAAUUUUUGCAUCUGGGAUUAUCGUUGGCUUUGCUAACCUUGUUUGCGGGGUGUGCGUGGGAGUUAUAGGAAGCAGCUGUGCCUUGUCUGAUGCCCAAAACUCCUCACUUUUUGUGAAGAUUCUCGUGAUUGAGAUCUUUGGUAGUGCUCUUGGAUUGUUUGGGGUGAUUGUGGGCAUAAUCAUGUCUGCUCAAGCUUCAUGGCCUUCCAAAGUGUAAGAAUGUGUUCGUGCAACUAUUUAAGAAUCGAGUUAUCCCGAAGUGCAAUAUCUUAUGAUCCCCAAACUGUACUAUGUAUCUUAUUCUUUGAAUGGUUGUGAGAACUUGUACGCAAAUGAGGCCUUUUUGUAAAUUAGUUUCAUCCAGCUUGAAUAAACCCUAGGGCAAUGGAGUUAUUGAUCAAAUUCCAUUGCAAUGCUCCAGUUUAGCAAUAAUCCCCGUUCCCUAAUAGUGACUUUCCAGACCCUAGAAUAUUGAUAGUCCUACUUGAAUACCGCCACAUAAACAGUUUUAGCAAUUACUUUACUAGAUACGCAUAGCCACAUUACCUUAGCAAUGGGUUAUUUUUACUAAUGGAUGCUCUUACAAAUCCAGAUGAUUGCUCUUACAGUACAGAUUACUGGCGUGGAUAACUUGAUCACCAGAGCUACAUUACCAAUAACCAAAUCAAUGCAGAGAAAGAGGAGCACUAGAAAAUAAGGGCAUGUUUUUCUGCUGAAUCUCUUCACAAUCCACCGAUCUAGCUGCCUUUGGAUCAAAGAGCUUCCAAUCAGGAACACUCAACCGUUGCUUGAUCCUUCCCACAUGCCGCGAAUGGAUGACCUGCUUGGAAAUCACCGGCAAACGAAUCUGCUGAUACUCAUCGAGACCCGAGCUCAAAUUCUCAACCCCCGACUUCUCGACGCACUUCCCUAACACUGCUGCAUCUAGAAUUGACAUGUUCGUGCUUCUCAGGCAGUGUGGAGUCGUAGGGUGAGCUGCAUCACCAACCAACACCACAUUGUCCCAGAAGAGCUUCUCCAAGGGCUCACAAUCAUAUAUCAAGUUCAGGAACGGCUCCUUUGUCUCCGCCAUAACUCUCACCAGUUCGGGAGUCCAAACUUGCUCUGCUUUCUGGAUCAUGUCUUGGAUCAUCUCCUUGCUUACUUUCAUCGUCACUGAACUCCCCUUCAGUUCGGGCUGUGGAUGAUGAACGUACCAAAUCCAAUUCAGCCGCUUGUUGAGAAGCUCGUAGAAGACGCUGUGAGUUCCCCUGGUGCUUAGAUCGAAAUACAAACACUUACCCAGAUCGGGAUACGCUCUACGAAUGCCUGUAAUGGUGUCGGAAUCUUCAUUCUCUGAGAAAUCAAGCACGCCUCUCCAUGCGCAGUAACCGGAAAACCUCAAUUCCAGGUCAGGGAGGAAAGCCCGACGAACGGCGGAGAGACACCCAUCAGCGGCCACAAGCAAAUCCCCAGUAAUCUCGACGAUCUCCCCGGUUUGGAGAGUUCUGGCCUGAACAGAGACCGAUGGUUUCGAGUUAUCCUGAGAAAUGCUAAAGGAGAGGAAGAGAUGGCCCCAUAGAAACGAAGCUGCUUCCGGAGGCAAAGCAGUGUACAGGAGGUGGUGAAGAUCAGUCCAGUGAGCUGCUCUGAAAUUGAACUCUUCGUCUCUGGCAAGCACCCAACUGGAUUUCGUUUCAGCAUCGGUCGCCUGGUUCUGGUCGAUGGUGAGAGGGAGAGUGGAUUGGUGGAGAAGGUCUGGAACAGGAAGCCAGGAAGCGAUGAUUUGGCGCGACUGAGGGUCGAGUCCAAGUCCGGCGCCGGUUGCGCUGCCGGUAGGUGGACCGGGUGAUUUCUCGACCACCGUCACUUUCCAUCCGGCGUGGAUUAGGGAGUGGGCGCAGCAUACUCCGGCGAUGCUUCCACCGACAAUUAUUGCCUUCGGCAUCUUCUUUUCCUACUCUUCUUGCCUUCCCCAAUUCCCACCGAUCAGUUGACAGUUGGCGGUGUUUUGUUUAACGGAGUACUGGUUUUGGGCCACUCUUCAUUAUUUAGACCAGUGGGCCCAAUAUGGCCAGGCCCACAACACACGAGAAAGCUGGCUGGAUACGCCUCUUCUCUUCUUCUUCUUCUUCCUUCUCUUGUCCCCAAAAGACAGAUCCCGACGAACAGCAGCAGCUAGCGAGGCCGCCGCGGGUUUAGCCAAAUCUAGGACAAAAUCUCCAGAAUUCUUACGCAGGCGGAGGCUUUUGCUCCGCCGCCGACUCACUUUCCUUCCUUAUUUCGGCUGGAACAAAAUCUCAAAUGGGGGCGGGCCGGGAGAUGUCGAUAUCGUUAGAUGGCGUGCGGGACAAGAACGUGAUGCAGCUCAAGAAGCUCAACACCGUCCUUUUCCCCGUCCGUUACAAUGAAAAGUACUACACCGACGCUCUCGCUUCCGGCGACUUCACCAAACUCGGUACUGAAUGAGAUUUUGUCCCCAAAUUGUUUCUCCGACUCUACUGAUUGGGCUCCUAGGUUUUUCCUUUUCGCGGUUUUUUGCUUCUGCGUGUGGUUUCUUGAUCGAUUGUUUCGCUCGUUUGGUGUUCGGGGUUGCUGGUUGUCGUUAGGGUUUUCUGUGCCCCUUUGAACUGGAAACGGGAAUAGCUAUGUACAGAACAAAGCCUGUAUGCUUAGGCAAUCUUCUGAAACUGUGAUUUUCCAAAUGCUUCUACUUGGGUCAUUGUUUUGGCUAGUGUGUCGUAUUGAUGAACAGCAGUAAGGGAGAGUGAAUGCUUGGGUUGGGUGGAGCCCUUUCUUGAACUUGCAUGGUUUUCAUUCAUAUCUUUGAGCUUGUUUUAGCUCUUAGUAGACUCUACUUCCUGACUGUCUUAGGUUGAAGAGGGGUUCCCUUAGCUCUUUGUUGAUUUUAAUGUCUUUAAUUAAAGUUGAAGGCUUUUUGUGUCAAAGUGUUGAUCAAUGUUCCUAGAUGCUAGGAAUCCACUUGGGUUUGCUCCUCCAUCCAUCCAUUUUGUCUCACCCAACUCUUGGUGUGGUCUCCUUGUUCAGCAUAUUACAGUGAUAUCUGCGUUGGUGCCAUCGCAUGUCGCCUGGAGAAGAAGGAAGGCGGUGCUGUCUGUGUUUACAUCAUGACCUUGGGCGUGUUAGCUCCGUAUCGUGGGCUAGGCAUUGGCACGAAACUGUUGAAUCACGUUCUUGAUCUCUGCUCGAAGCAGAACAUUCCCGAGAUAUACUUGCACGUGCAGACAAACAAUGAAGAUGCUAUCACCUUCUACAAGAAGUUUGGGUUCGAUAUUACGGAGACCAUCCAGAACUACUACACGAACAUUACGCCGCCAGACUGCUACGUUGUUAAAAAAUUCGUUACUCCUGAGACAAAGAAAUGACAUGGUUGAUGGGUUUAGAGCUAGUUGGCAUCCCUCAGCAGUAAAUUUAUAGUUUUUGAGUUUUGUAUCUUGUUACUGCGGGGUUAAGGUGGUGGUUCGCCAUUGUUGAAGGUUGGUUCUUAGCUGUCACUUGAGUCAUUGUAGUGCAAGAAGGACCCCCUAAAAAUUUUGUAUUGGAUUUUUUUGUAUUGUUCAAGCAAGCGCUGGCUGGCACACUGAACUCCUUUCUUCAGAUUGUUUGAAUUUCUGGUACUUAAGGUAUUCAAAGAGAUUUUUCUUUUCAGUUUUACUGCUUUCAGGAUGGUGGUAUUGGUUGUUUGGAUUACAGUCAAAGCAAUCAUCCUCUUCUGGCGAUUGCCUGUCACCCAUACCCGCUUGCUUGAACCGGUUCUUUUUCAAAGUUACAAAAAUCACAUCACAAAUAUACUAAGUAGAAACAAUAAUGUCGAUCAUUGGUGAUCUGGAAUCGAACAUAUACCUCUUCCACUAACAAGCUGCUCAUAAUGUUCUUCUCCUUACGAACCAAAGUUAAAUUUAUCUGAAGUAGAUAAAGAUAAGGUAUCAGGACCGGCUUCUUCUGAGAUAAGAGUCAAGUACUUGUGUAGAGAAGAUACACGUCAAGGAUCUCUCAUUAUCCCGUGAAGUAUCUUGCUCCUGGACCUGGACCUGGAGCAGAGCAUUGCAUUCUUUACAGCCAAUUUCCAACAGUGCAAGUGGAUCUAGUAGAACAAACCAAGGAGAAGAUAAACUAGAAUCCGAAUUUACACAAGUGUUCAGCAAUUUCUCAG
Messenger RNA from Linum tenue, 4687 nucleotides. NCBI's taxonomy places the organism in Eukaryota, Viridiplantae, Streptophyta, Magnoliopsida, Malpighiales, Linaceae. The record is from the annotation of a GenBank genome assembly.